GCCAUUCGGCGGCUUCCCUCGAGAUGCAGGAGCUAGGCGCCCAGAAGAUUGCAAUGUACCCCACUCUGAUCACCUCCGUGAUGAUGCCCAGAGCAGCAGCGGAAGUGCAGAUAGACCCUGGCCUGCUGCCAGCCCUAAGCCACUGCCACCUCGAGGAGCUGAAUUUGGAUUGGUGCACAGCUGUCCCUGCCACGGUGUGGCAGAAACUUGGCCAUGGCGUUGAUUUUCAGCAGCUCACCAGGGCAAGCUUCGUAGAGUGCUUCAACCACGAGUCCAAGGGCGCUGAGGGAGCCGGGGGGCUGCUCUCCGCCCUUCGCGCCUGCCGCAACCUGCAGGAGUUGAACAUGCGGGGCUGCUCCGAAGUCCCCGCAGCUGCUUGGCAGCUCCUGGCCACGGCCAGCUGGGAGCAGCUCAGGAAGGCAAACUUCUCUCGGUGCUUCAACCGCAGUUCCAAGGGAGCCGAGGGUGCAGCGGGGCUGCUUGCGGCCCUGAGCCGAUGCCAGCAGUUGCAGGAGCUCAUUCUGUCCCACUGUGAGCACAUUUCCGUAACGGCAUGGCAGCUGCUCGAGAAGGGGGUGGGCUGGGAGAAGCUCGAGAAGGUCAGCGUUUAUGAGUCCUUCGGUGGUGGUGAUUGCAAGGGCGCAGAGGGCGCGGCCACGCUUCUGAAGGUCCUUGGCAGCUGCCCCGAGCUGCAGGUCCUGGACAUGGACGACUGCAAUCAGAUUCCGGCAACCGCCUGGCGCCAGCUCGAGAGCGCGAAGUGGACGAAGCUCCGAGACGUGAGAUUACAUGAGUGCUUCAACGCCGAUGCCAAAGGCACCGACGGCGUGGCCGAGCUUUUCACGGCGCUGGCCCGCUGCCCGGAGCUGAAGGAGGCAGCCAAUGCCUUGCUCGGAGUGGUGGUUUGGGGUUUACCUAUAGUCUCCAUUGUAGUUCCUGUUUUUGGUUUAACCAAUUUUAGGGUACCGGUUUGUUUUUCCUAG
Symbiodinium necroappetens is the source of this 983-nucleotide messenger RNA. The record is from the annotation of a GenBank genome assembly. Lineage: Eukaryota; Dinophyceae; Suessiales; Symbiodiniaceae.